AUGGCACAAGAUCUACGCUCCCAAGAUAUCGAGAACCCAAUGGAUAUUGCAGAGUAUCUCUUCCGUCGUCUCCAAGAAGUCGGCGUCGAGUCGAUACACGGCCUCCCUGGUGACUACAACCUCGUGGCUCUCGACUACAUCCCAAAGGUCGGCCUCAAGUGGGUUGGCAACUGCAACGAGCUGAAUGCUGGCUACGCAGCAGACGGCUAUGCACGCGUAAAGGGCAUCUCUGCACUCGUCACCACAUUCGGUGUCGGCGAGCUCUCAGCUGUCAACGCAAUUGCAGGCGCCUACUCGGAAUACGUGCCAAUUGUCCACAUCGUCGGCUACCCAUCAACCAUCUCGCAGCGCAAUGGAGCCCUUCUACACCACACGCUCGGUAACGGCGACUUCACCGUCUUCUCGAGAAUGUCACAGGAGAUCUCCUGCGCCGUGUCCAUGCUCAACAACCAGCACGAGGCGGCAGUCCUGAUCGACAACGCCAUUCGCGAGUGCUACCAGCAGUCGAGGCCCGUGUACAUCUCGCUCCCCUCUGAUAUGGUGCAAAAGAAGGUUGAUGGAAAUCGCCUCAAGACCAAGUUGGAUCUGGAGUACGCCCCCAACGACCCCGAGAAGGAAGACUACGUCGUGGAUGUGGUCCUCAGGAGUCUCCAGGCGGCCAAGAACCCCGUCAUCCUGGUCGAUGCUUGUGCUAUCCGCCACCGCGCCCUGAAGGAGACGAACGAUUUGAUUGUCAAGUCCGGUAUCCCGGCAUUCGUCGCACCCAUGGGCAAAGGUGCCGUCGAUGAGACUCUCCCCAACUACGGAGGUGUGUACGCCGGCAACGGCAGCAACGCCGGUGUCAAGGAGCGCGUCGAGUCGUCCGAUCUUGUCCUCAGCAUUGGAGCCAUCCAGUCCGACUUCAACACUGCAGGCUUCACCAUCCGCAUGUCGCAGCUCAACACAAUCGACUUCCACAGCUACUCCGUCAAGGUCAGGUACUCCGAGUACCCUGGCGUGCGCAUGAACGGCGUUCUCAGGAAGGUCACCGAAAAGCUCGGUAACCUCAGCAUCAAGCAAGGCCCCACGCCAAACAACAAGAUCCCCGAGCAAGAGGUCAAGUCAUCAGACCCCGUCAUCACACACGCCUGGCUCUGGCCCCGCCUCGGCCAAUGGCUCCAGAACGACGACAUCGUCAUCACCGAGACCGGCACAUCCAACUUCGGCAUCUGGGAGACACGCUUCCCCAAGGGCGUCAACGCCAUCUCGCAAGUCCUCUGGGGCAGCAUCGGCUACGCCACGGGCUCCACCCAAGGCGCCGCCCUCGCCGCCCAGGAAAUGGGCAUCAAGCGCACCAUCCUCUUCACGGGCGACGGCUCCUUCCAGCUCACCGCCCAGGAAGUAAGCACCAUGAUCCGCAACAAACUCAACCCCAUCCUCUUCGUCAUCUGCAACAACGGAUACACCAUCGAGCGCCUCAUCCACGGCAUGGAGGACCCCUACAACGACGUCCAGGAGUGGAAGUACAAGGACCUGCCCGCCACUUUUGGCGCAAAGGAAGGCUCCGUCCUGACGUACCGCGUCGAGACUAAGGAGCAGCUUGAGGAUCUGUUCAGGGAUGAGGAGUUCUCCAGCGGUGAUACCCAGAAGAUGAGGUUCGUCGAGCUGGUUAUGCCCUGGGAUGAUGCGCCUGCUGCGCUGAAGGAUGUUGCGGCCAGUGCGGCGAGGACGAACUCGAAGCUCGAGUAA
Dothidotthia symphoricarpi CBS 119687 is the source of this 1728-nucleotide messenger RNA. Its product is annotated as pyruvate decarboxylase. Lineage: Eukaryota; Fungi; Ascomycota; Dothideomycetes; Pleosporales; Dothidotthiaceae. The coding region runs from base 1 to 1728 and encodes 575 amino acids. The record is from RefSeq and is a predicted model, not a curated record. Gene Ontology annotation, molecular function: thiamine pyrophosphate binding; carboxy-lyase activity; magnesium ion binding. The transcript has 3 exons.